Oldenlandia corymbosa var. corymbosa is the source of this 5260-nucleotide messenger RNA. The record is from the annotation of a GenBank genome assembly. NCBI's taxonomy places the organism in Eukaryota, Viridiplantae, Streptophyta, Magnoliopsida, Gentianales, Rubiaceae.
AUAUGUAUGUUUAAAUGUUUCCAAGUAAUUUGGAAUUCGAACAUUUCCUCCCCAUUGUUGUAGUAAUGUUUUUAUUUUGCUUUGGCCAUUUUAUUUUUCUUUCUUCAAUUUCGUUUCAUAAGCCAAAAGAAAGCAAAUGUCACUCGCUGGUGAGCACCGCAAUUUCUCUCCUUUCCUCCGAAUCCUCCUUUCCUUUCCAUAAGUCCCAUCCCUACUUGUUCCCUAGGCCCCAUCUCUCCCUAUGAUCUCUCGUACAUUAUUAUUCUCUCCUCUAUAAUUUCCUGAAAAAAAAUUACUCUUCUUCUUACUCACUCUGUAAUAAACUCGCAAAUCACUGUCGCCGUUACACUUAACUCCUACACAAUUCAGUUACUUUGCUCUUCAAACCGAACAACUCACAAGAACUGAAUUUUUUAAGUUCACAGGCCAGACUACUGAAAGAUAACUGCUACUGUUGUCUCCUCUGUUUUUGUGGGAUUUCUCUACCUCUUGUAUUUUGUUUGGUAUGGUUGAAUGAAUCCCAGGUGGAAUUCAUGUGAAACUUCGGCAAAAAAGGGGAUCCAAAGCUGUGAAAAGAAGAAGGGGACUAGAGGGUUUUAAUGGUGCAAACGGGUCACUUGCCUUGUUGCCUCUGAAUUCAGGUGAAUGUAGUCUUCAUUGCGCAUCUUUUUCCUUCUAAUCGUUCUUGUCCUUUUUAACUUUUGGCCCAUACAAUUGGGUGUCUCUAGUAAUCUUCUCAUUCCAAGUUGGUGUAAACUUUUACUCUGCUACUAGUAGUACUAUUGAGAAAGACAGGAGUUCUUCAUUUUGUUAGUUGUUUCCAAUUGAGUUGGGAUUCUGUUAUUUUAAAGUGACGCAUGUACUGUGUGGGCGAAGUUUAAUGUUGGGUGCUUUGAGGUUUCAACCAACUUGAUUAUUGGAUGAGUUGGGCCUUUCAAGAUUUGGUUUUUAUGCAUUCAUCUUCAUUGGAGUUGAAUGUUUCAUUUUCCCAUCUGUGCUUUGUCCUGGUGCAUACGGGUGGCGAAUUAGGGGUUAGUAGUGGAGAGUUUUCGGUUGGACAUGAGGCAGCGCCCAUUGCUGCCUUUUGUUGGUUGAAGUUCUUUUAGGAAAGGUUAGAUUGAAAGUUGUUGAAUGGUGGUGUACGGGAAGGCUUUGUCUUAUCGAGGUUGACCAAUGGAUUGAUUCGGUCCAGUUAGUAGUGUGAGGGGAUUUUGGUUUUUAUGGUGCUAUCAUUGAAGAUACUUUAAUAGUAACUCUGAGAGUUAAGAGAAUGCAGAUUAUUUUGAUACAUCGGGUUCAGUCACGACAACUUUCGUUUCUGGACUUGUUGUUUUUGUACUGAUCAUGACCAAGGUUGUCCGUGAUCGGGUGCUUAAGGAUGCUAAUGGUAACAUUAGUGAUCAUCUUCGGAAUCACAUACAUUUAACAAACUGUAUUCAUUUGAAGAACAUGCAUAAGCAUAGCCCCAUGCUGGCUGAUAAGUCCCUUAUGAGGGAUCUUGUUGUUCUUCAAAGAUCAAGAUCUCUUCGAGACCCAUCUACUAGUCCACCAUCCUGGCAUUCUCCUUCCGUUGUUGAUUUGCUUCUAAAGAGAAGCGAGAAAGGUCCAACUAUAGCUAAUGCCAGGAGGAGUCUCGGCUUGGAGCGCCCAAGGGCUGUUGAAGGGUUGACAGGGGACUCACCAUCUUUUGCUGGGCUCUCUACAGCCAAAGUGGCUCCUGCCGAUGUAAGCAGGCGCACAGGUGGGACAGUUGGAGUUAGUGAUCAGAGUGGUAAGAGUGGCUCUCGAGACCGUGGAAGAGUCAAGAGAGAAGAAUCUGGUGGGAGGAACUUUGAUACUAAUCUCAUGGCUGAGAAGGAUGAGCAUGAGCUUCCGAGAAAUGGAAGUUCUUUCAGGCUUGACAAUGUUUCUGGAAGCUCCGGAUUGAGGGAUAAGAUUGUCAAACAGAAAAUGAGGCACAGGCAACCUGUUAAUGUUAAAACCCUCUCUGAGCAGCUAAAUGAGCUCCCUGUUGAUAGUGAUGAUGCAGCUUCAUCUCACAUUGAUGCGCAUGCUAGACUUUCUGAAACUGAGAGACUUUCUGAAGAUGCAGAAGCUACCAUUCGACAUUCAAUCCCUUCACAUUCACAUAGGGGGAAGCGGCGGAAAUUUCGGGGAAGGAAAGGUCGGGCUUCUGUAGCUUCAAGGCGUGCUGAAGCUCAAAGUGAAAUGUCUGUGGCCUCCAAUCAAUUUGCUGCAGGCUUAGCACAGCAAAAACUUCAUGGAGCAGAUGGAAAUGAAGAGUACGUUGAUCAGAAUGUCACAAGGGAUCCAAGAAAUGGAUGUGGAAUUCCUUGGAACUGGUCAAGAAUCCACCACAGGGGUAAAUCAUUGCUUGACAUGGCUGGAAGGAGCUUGUCUUGUGGUUUAUCUGACUCGAGGCUGAAGAAAGGAGGUCCUCUACCACGAGGAAGUGAGGUUUCCGGCAUGCAUAUGUUGUCUGACCAUUCAUGCUCAUCUACCAAAUCUGAUGCUGAAGCACUGCCACUUCUGCUUGAUGCUUCUGGAUCUCAAGGAAGUACUGAAAAUGGAGCUUGGUUUCAUGAUUAUUCAGGGGAGUUGGGAAUCUUUGCUGACAAUCUUCUGAGGCACGAUCUUGAUUCAGACCUAGCUUCAGAAGCUAGAUACGGAGAGCAAUACAGAAUCCGAGAACCUCGUAAUGGGAGGCAUCAGAAUCUGACUCAAAAAUACAUGCCAAGAACUUUCCGGGAUCUGGUGGGACAGAAUUUGGUUGCCCAGGCCCUCACUAAUGCUGUAAUGAAAAAGAAAGUUGGUUUGCUUUAUGUAUUUUAUGGUCCUCCUGGCACAGGGAAGACUUCAACUGCACGCAUAUUUUCUAGAGCUUUGAAUUGCCAAUCCACGGAGCAUCUUAAACCUUGUGGGUAUUGUGAUUCUUGUGAAGCACAUGAUAUGGGCAAGAGUAGAAAUAUAAGAGAGAUAGGUCCUGUCACUAAUUUUGACUUUGAAAGCAUUAUUAAUCUUCUUGACAACAUGGUUGUAUCCCAAAUGCCAUCUCAGUAUAGAAUAUUCAUUUUCGAUGAUUGUGAUAAUUUAUCUGCUGAUUGCUGGAGUGCAAUAGCAAAGGUCAUUGACCGAGCUCCUAGGCGCUUGGUCUUCAUCCUCGUCUGUUCAAGUCUUGACGUGCUGCCUCACAUAAUCAUAUCUCGGUGCCAAAAGUUCUUUUUUCCAAAGUUGAAAGAUGCUGACAUCAUCUAUACAUUGCAGUGGAUUGCAUCCAAAGAAGAUUUAGAUAUUGACAAGGAUGCUUUGAAACUUAUUGCAUCAAAAUCAGAUGGAUCUUUGAGGGAUGCUGAGAUGACUCUUGAACAGUUAAGUUUGCUUGGGGAAAAAAUCUCUGUCCCGCUGGUGCAGGAAAUGGUGGGGCUCAUCUCUGAUGAAAAGUUAGUGGAUCUACUUGAUUUAGCUUUAUCUGCAGACACAGUAAAUACUGUGAAGAAUCUCAGAGAGAUAAUGGAAUCUGGGGUGGAACCAUUGGCUCUGAUGUCACAGCUUGCCACAGUCAUCACUGAUAUUCUUGCUUGUGGUUAUGACUUCACUAAAGAGGGCCCUCGAAGAAAGUUCUUCAAGAGACAAGCAUUAUCGAAGGAGGACAUGGAAAAGCUGCGACAAGCUUUAAAGACAUUAUCUGAAGCUGAAAAGCAGCUGAGAAUGGCAAAUGACAGACUAACUUGGCUAACUGCUGCAUUGUUGCAACUUGCUCCUGAUCGCCAGUAUGUUUUGCCUAGUUCAUCUGGUGACACUAGCUUCAAUCACAGUCCUCUUGUGCCAAACAAUGCUAAUAUCAGAGAGAGACCAAGAAGAAGCAGUGCUGAGCAUACUGAAAUCCCUAAGACUGACAGAGUAUUGUCAGCACAAGUUAGAAUGGAGAAUGUUCAAUCAACGACAUCCAGAGAUUUUGAUGAUGGUAGGAGGAAGGGUACUAAUUUAGAUAGGCGGGUUGUUGCAGGUAACACAAGGGCUCAACAUAUACAUGGCCAUAGCAGUGACAAACAUAAAGUGAAUAGUGGAAAGUCACAAGGUAGUUUUCAUAGUGAAAUUGAAGAAAUCUGGUUGGACGUGCUUGGGAGGAUCCAAGUAAAUAGCAUCAGACAGUUCUUAUUCCAAGAAGGAAAGCUAAUCUCGGUCAGUCUUGGUGCAGCUCCAACUGUUCAAUUGAUGUUUAGCUCACACCUGACAAAAUCCAAGGCAGAGAAAUUUAAAGGACAUAUAUUACAAGCUUUUGAGUCCGUUCUAGCAUCCCCUGUGAUAAUAGAUAUCAGACAUGUUCCAGAUAGAGAUGUCAGGGCUGGACCCAUUGUCUUACCUGCGUCGCAGGAUGGUAAAUCACUCGUGGAGUUGAAUCCGGAAUCUAGUGCCCGCAAUAGGAUCCCAGGAGCUGGUAAUGAAACUACUGGCAGAAGAUACCGAAGUACUGGUGGAAAUGGUAGACCCGAAAUUAUUGAAUUGGAUACUUCUCCAAGAGAAGCCAAGCUUAAUGAGCGGAGUGAGUAUGAUGCAACAGAUGGUAGGCAAAAGGUUGAAAGUGCUUCCACGGCAGGAGCCACAACUGAUGGAAGACAACUUGGAGAGAGAAACCAUAGUCUGAGCCUGGUGAGAGGGAAGGUUUCCCUUGCGCAUGUAAUACAACAGGCAGAAGGAUCUCAGUAUGGAUGGUCGAAACGCAAGGCUGUAUCUAUUGCUGAGAAGCUUGAACAAGAGAAUCUGAGAUUGGAACCAAGAUCAAGGAGCUUAUUAUGCUGGAAAGCCUCCCGUGUAACUCGCAGAAAGCUAUCACGCGUAAAAGUUAGAGCAAGGAAGUCACAUACAUUACUUAAAUUCGUUUCCUGUGGAAGAUGCCUUUCUGGUAGGUAGGUUUUCUACAAAAGGGGAUGUUUAGAAGCCAUUUCUGGAUGAUGUAGCUUUGAGGGGCUUCUAUGGAGAAUACUUUAGCCAUAUUUAAUUUAAUUUUUUCUUUUUUCUCCCCUAAUUGUAGCUUAGAUAAUAAUUUCAUUUAUGAAAAGUUCUAUUCCCAUUGAAAUAAAUCAGAAUACAUGAUAUAUCGACUAUCCUUUGAACAUUCUUAUGGACGUUGCAUUAAUCCUAUUAAUUUUGACAAUUGUAAUUGAAGGAGACAUACUGGGAUUUGUAAUCACGAAGUCGGAGUUUUCAGAUCUUGUUACCCAAUAAAUAAAAACUAAAAAACCACAAAUGGUUACGUUGU